AUCGUUGAUAUUGUUGUCGUUGUUGUUGUUGUUUGUGUGUGCUUUGGUAUAUAGUUUUCAUUUUUGGAUAGAUUGGAUUCAAUAUACUCGUCAAUGUUGGGACUAUGUCUCACUCUCUCUGUCUCGCUCUUAAUAUUGCGCUCAAUUUUUUCUCAAGAUUUUUGAUUAGCUCAUAGAUGAUGUAAUCCAUGUGUUUUUUCUGUUUGUUGUUUUUUUUUACAAAUUGAUUAUAUUGGAUAUUUAAAUUUUAUCAUUUUACUCGUAAAUAAUCAUGGCUACAUCAUCUAAAAAAUUAUCACAACAAGAAUUACGACAAUUGAUGCGAGAAAAAGUACAAAGUAAAAAAGAUAUACGUAUUGAUUCACCAUUAGCACGAUAUGAUGAUCGUGGACAACUUUGGUGUCGUAUUUGUAAUCAGAUUAUCAAUACUGAAUUUCUUUGGUCAACACAUUUGAUUGGAAAAUCACAUAAAAAGAAAAUUGAAGAAUUGAAGCAAAAAUCUAAAUCUACAUCGACGAAAGAAUCACCAUCGUUAACGAGUGGUCCACUAAAAAGAUCUCUACCUGUUGAAAAUAUUGAUACUAUUACAUCGAAUAAAAUAAAAAAAUCCUCUGACAAUAAAGAUGAUAUUGAAAAUAACAAAUCUGUUACAGCUUCAAACGUGAUAUUGGAUUCAUCAUUACCAAAAGAUUUUUUUGACAAUGAAACCAAAAAAGUUGAAGCGGAAACGAAUGAAUCAUCACAAUUACCAAAAGGAUUUUUCGAUGAUCCACAAGUUGAACAAAAAGUUCGAAAAAUUCCACGUGAUCAAACGCUAGAAAAUCAGUUUGAAUUGUUUCGAAAAGAAAUAGCCGAAGAGUCAAUAGUUUCACAGAAUCUGAUGGAAGAAGAAUUCGAAGAUUUAGAAAAGGAAAAAACGCUCACAGAAAUUGAUGAACAAAUUGAAAAAUGGGUCAAAGUGGAUGAAAUUCAGAAGAAAAUCGAAAAGAUUCAUGAAAAACAUGAAAGUUUAGAAAUGAAAGAUAACAGUGAUAAUUCUAAUAAUCAUGACGACGAUGAUGAUGAUGAUGAUGAUGAUGAUCAAAUCGAUUUUAAUGAUAUAAAUUUUUGGCGAAACAAAGUUGUUUUCCGUUAAUAAAGUUUUUUAAAU
Molecule: messenger RNA, 1150 nt
Organism: Dermatophagoides pteronyssinus (European house dust mite)
Lineage: Eukaryota; Metazoa; Arthropoda; Arachnida; Sarcoptiformes; Pyroglyphidae
Biological process (GO): mitotic DNA replication checkpoint signaling; nuclear DNA replication; mitotic DNA damage checkpoint signaling
Cellular component (GO): nucleus; spliceosomal complex
Molecular function (GO): zinc ion binding; nucleic acid binding
Source: RefSeq, a predicted model, not a curated record